GUAACAACAACUGUAAUGGGUUUGAAUGGCCAGUCCACUCCAGCCGACAGUGGGACAUUUUCACCCCUGGAUCCUGACUCCAGUCCUAUGAAAGCGGUUACCAUCAGUCCAACCAGUGUGACCCCAACUUGGACAAACAACACAACUGCUUCUAAUUCCAUGGGUGGCAUAAAGAGUACGAAUGAGAAUCUGCAGAUGAGCUUUGCAAAUCAGAUAGGUGAUAACAGCACGGAUUCAGGUCCAGGAAGCAAUGGGACUUCAGGAGAUACCACAGCAGAACCUCAUCCAGUGAUGGAUCUGCAUGCUGCCUUCGUGGGGGUGACGCACGUGACUCUUACCUGGAAGAGUGAUAACAUCACGGACACCUGCCAGAUGCUCCUUGAAGGAAGCCAGGAGUCAACCGAAAACUUAAUGGUCAAUAUUUCUGACCUGAAGCUGGGGAGUCAGUACACGGUCACCCUGUAUCCUUUAGGAUCAAAUGAAACACAGGGAAGCCCCCUGUCGACAGAAAAUGGCUUGGAUGCCGGCAACACAGACAGCUUGCCUGGGGGUCCCGCGACCCCUGGGUCCAAAUACCGACUGGAACGUGCAGGCCCGUCCUCUGACCCUUCUCUGGCCCAGGACACCGUGAAAGUCUUGCUUCUCAGGUUAAAGCCUGACACACAGUACAAGGCCACAGUCUAUCCCCGAGCUGUUAAUGGUGCUGAAGGACAGCCCCAGGCUACAGAGUUCAAAACGAAUCCCAGUCAGGUUUUUGACAUCAAAUUUGUGAACAUCAGUGCCACCAGCUUGACCAUGACCUGGAAGAUCAAUGAUAAUGAGUCAUCUUCAGUCUAUACCUACAAGAUACAAGUUGUGGGCGAGACAGAUUCCUUCAAUCUCACAGUCAAUGAGACUUACGCCGUCAUCACUGCGCUCAGCUCAGGCACCUUGUACAACAUCACGGUGUACCCUUUCCUCGACGGUUCCGAGGGCACACCAGGCUUCAUCCAGGUUUACACCCCCCCCAGUCCAGUUUCUGACUUUAGAGUGACAAGUGUCAGCACAAGGGAAAUUGGCUUAGCAUGGAACAGCAGUGACUCUCAUUCUUUUGAGAUACAUAUCACACCUCGUGAAGCUGGAAAACCUCCAAUCAUCACCACCACCAAACAAAGUAUUGUUAUUGGUGACUUAUACCCUGGAACCAAGUAUCAUUUUGACAUAUAUCCACAAGGACCAAAUGGAACUAAAGGGGAUUCCCAAACAGUUUCCACUACAACUGAUCCCAGUGCAGUGUUUGACAUCCAUGUUGUUAACGUCACCACAACCGACAUGCAGCUGCAGUGGCGGAACACAGACAACGCUACCGGGUACAUCUACAGCGUAGAAAUAUGGUCUGAACAUGGCUCUGAUUUGAAAAACAGUUCUCACACAGGGAUCACCUUCCACGGCCUGACCCCGGGCACCUUAUAUACAAUCACAGUCACCCCUAAGAUGAACUUGGUCCAGGGGGUGGCCAACUCCACUCUGCAGUACACACGGCCCAACAAUGUGUCCAGCAUUGAGAUAACGACCAAUACCACAGCAGCAACCUUAAACUGGCAGAAUGUUGAUAAAGCCUCUUCAAACUACACCUACUGCCUUCUUAUUGGGCAGAAUGGAAGUUCCAGCAAUGCCACGCCAAUAGUCACAGGCAUCGGCGUUACCCAUGCUACAGUCACCAAGUUAAUACCUGGUUCCUUCUACACUGUAGAGAUCUUCACGCAGGUGGGAGAUGUCAAGUCACCUGCACCCGGCAGGCAGUCAUUCUGUACAGACCCUGAGCCGGUAGCCUCCUUCAAGUGUGAAGCAGUCCCCAAGAAGGCCACCUUGGUCCUUAGGUGGGCCUGCCCUUUAGGCACCAACGCAGGCUUUGAGCUGGAGGUCAGCCAUGGAUACUGGAAAAAUACAACAACUGUGGAGGGCUGCUCCUCAAAGAACAGCUCUGAGUUCACGAUGGAAGUCAUGCAUUUGAAUUUUUCUACCUUGUACGACAUCAGCAUUGCUACCUGGUCCUGUAACAAGAAGGCACCGCCCGCCCGAAACACCUGCCUCUCUGGCAUCACAGACCCCCCUCUUCCAGAUGGGUCCCCCAAUAUCACAUCUGUCAGUCACAAUUCAGUGAAGGUCAAGUUCAGCGGGUUUGAAGCCAGCCAUGGACCUAUCAAAGCCUACGCACUUGUUCUCACCAGUGUGGAUGCUGUUUCGCCAUCGGCAGAUAUUUUGAGAUUCACAUAUGAUGACUUCAAAAGGAGGGCCUCGAAUACAUAUGUGACGUACCUCAUAACGACAGAAGCAAAGAGACGUGCUCAGGGCUUGUCUGAAGUCUUGAAAUACGAAGUUGAUGUUGGCAACGAGUCCAUCACACAUGGCUACUACAACGGGAAGCUGGAACCCCUGGGCUCCUAUCGGGCUUGUGUGGCCGGAUUCACCAGUAUUGCCUUCAGCCCUCACGGCAAGGGACUCAUAGAUGGGAACGAGAGCUACGUGUCCUUCAGUCCCUGGUCAGAGGCCGUUUUCUUGCCCCAGGAUCCAGGCGUCAUCUGUGGAGCAGUGUUCGGAUGUAUCUUUGGUGCCCUGGUUAUCGUGGCCGUGGGAGGCUUCAUCUUCUGGAGGAAGAAAAGGAAAGAUGCAAAGAACAAUGAGGUGACCUUUUCUCAAAUUAAACCUAAAAGAUCCAAGUUAAUCAAAGUGGAGAAUUUUGAGGCCUACUUCAAGAAACAGCAAGCUGACUCCAACUGUGGGUUUGCAGAAGAAUAUGAAGAUCUGAAGCUUGUUGGAAUUAACCUGCCUAAGUAUGCAGCUGAACUGGCUGAGAACAGAGGAAAGAAUCGCUAUAACAACGUUCUGCCCUAUGACAUUUCCCGUGUCAAACUUUCAGUUCAGACCCAUUCGACCGACGACUACAUCAAUGCCAACUACAUGCCUGGCUACCAUUCCAAAGAAGAUUUCAUCGCCACGCAAGGACCUCUGCCCAACACUCUGAAAGAUUUUUGGCGUAUGGUUUGGGAGAAAAAUGUCUAUGCCAUUGUCAUGCUGACCAAAUGUGUUGAACAGGGAAGGACCAAAUGUGAGGAGUACUGGCCCUCCAAGCAGGCUCAGGAUUACGGGGACAUAGCUGUGGCAAUGACGUCUGAAAUUGUUCUUCCAGAAUGGACCGUCAGAGACUUCACAGUGAAAAAUACUCCGACAAGUGAGAGUCACCCUCUGCGUCAGUUCCACUUCACCUCCUGGCCUGACCACGGUGUUCCUGACGCCACCGAUCUGCUCAUCAACUUCCGCUACCUUGUUCGUGACUACAUGAAGCAGAGUCCGCCUGAGUCGCCAGUACUGGUGCAUUGCAGUGCUGGGGUGGGAAGGACGGGCACUUUCAUUGCCAUCGAUCGUCUUAUCUAUCAGAUAGAGAACGAGAGCACUGUGGACGUGUACGGCAUCGUGUACGACCUUCGCAUGCACAGGCCUUUAAUGGUGCAAACAGAGGACCAGUAUGUUUUCCUCAAUCAGUGUGUUUUGGAUAUUAUCAGAUCCCAGAAGGACUCAAAAGUGGAUCUUAUCUACCAGAACACAACUGCAAUGACAAUCUAUGAGAACCUUGCGCCCAUAACCACGUUUGGAAAGACAAAUGGUUACAUCGCCUGAUUCCAAAGGAAACCCUUUCUGGAGUUAACCAGACCGUCACACCCACAGCAGAGGAAAAUGCCCCGAUGUUGACAUGUUUUUAUAUGUCUAAUAUCCUAAUUCUUUGUUCUGUUUUGUUAGAACUAAUUUG
This is a messenger RNA of Budorcas taxicolor (takin), 3787 nucleotides long. It is a transcript of the gene PTPRJ, whose product is annotated as protein tyrosine phosphatase receptor type J. Gene Ontology annotation, biological process: protein dephosphorylation; angiogenesis. Gene Ontology annotation, molecular function: cadherin binding; protein tyrosine phosphatase activity. The transcript has 23 exons. The coding region runs from base 16 to 3657 and encodes 1213 amino acids. The record is from RefSeq and is a predicted model, not a curated record. NCBI's taxonomy places the organism in Eukaryota, Metazoa, Chordata, Mammalia, Artiodactyla, Bovidae.